GAAGAGCCCGGGAAUAUGUCACAGCCGACGACCGCAACAUUAAAAACAUAUAUAAUAUGUAUAUAUUUACACUUAUAGCCGCAAUGCAUACAUAACUCAACCAUGUUCACGGUCACGUCGGAGAUCUAUAGCGAGACCAAUUACCAGACCACGCGCGAUGGCAGCCGGGCAGUGUCCAAGUUCCGCUUCGUCUAUCCGCCGGAGGAGAAGCUGGCGGGGAUUACAGCGGACAGCGAUGGUGACCUUGAGGUACCAAGGCCACGGCGCGGCGUGAUCGAACUCGAGCAUUCCGAGGCCACCGAGCUCCGACUGGUGGGACUGCAAGUGUGGCGCGGUGCGCUCCUCCUGGCUGAUUACCUCUUUGCCAAGCGGCUGGAGUUUGCGGAGCAAACCAUCAUGGAACUGGGUGCUGGCGUGGGCCUCACUAGCAUUGCAGCUGGAAUUUACAAUGCCGGCAAAGUAUACUGCACGGAUGUGGAUCUGGGCUGCAUCCUCAAGUUGAUUCGCGGCAAUGUGGAAAGGAACUCGCAGCUGCUAACUGGUCAGGUGUCCGUCCUGGAGUUUAAUUUCCUAACUCCAAGGGGAGAGCAAUCGAAGGAGCUGUUGAAGGCCAUAGAUGAUAGCGAUAUCAUCCUGGCCGCCGAUGUUAUAUACUGCGAUACCCUCACGGAUGCCUUUAUCGGUGUGGUGGAUCAAGUUCUGGACAGGGGCCACCAAAUUGGUCGAUCCAAGACUAUAUAUAUGGCGCUAGAGAAGCGCUAUGUCUUCACCCUGGAAGAUUGUGAUUCCGUGGCGCCAAUGUACGAAUACUUCCUCCGUCAGACUGCAAAUAAGCCCUGGAAUCUGGAGCAUCUACCACUGGACUUUCCUCAGUAUUUUGAAUACGAUCGCUGCAAGCAACUGAUUCUGAUGAAGAUCACCAGACGCUAAAGGAUUACAGCAACAAACAACCACGUUCUGUGUUCCAUAUUAAUUGUAACUAACUUUAGCUAAAUUAUUUCUGUUUUUAUACUUACAUUAAAACUGGAAUUUAAGCAAUAA
Molecule: messenger RNA, 1041 nt
Organism: Drosophila serrata
Lineage: Eukaryota; Metazoa; Arthropoda; Insecta; Diptera; Drosophilidae
Product: methyltransferase-like protein 22
Biological process (GO): protein methylation
Cellular component (GO): nucleus
Molecular function (GO): protein methyltransferase activity
Source: RefSeq, a predicted model, not a curated record